Molecule: messenger RNA, 3088 nt
Organism: Laetiporus sulphureus 93-53
Lineage: Eukaryota; Fungi; Basidiomycota; Agaricomycetes; Polyporales; Laetiporaceae
Exons: 5
Coding region: 63-2951 (962 amino acids)
Source: RefSeq, a predicted model, not a curated record
GGCUCUUACCACUUGGCCACAAACACGAAGCAUCCCCUUGUCUCCGAACAACCGUGUUCGCCAUGGACUCAGAUUCUGCUAGUGCCACAUCUCUCGAAAUUCCACAGUAUGAGACCCAGUUCAUCCCUCAAGAGAAUGACGACGAGCAGCUCUAUGACGCGAUAGAGAUCCUCGCUGAGCGCGGCAAUCAGUACAAGGUCAGAUGGGACGGCGUCGACCCUCAGACGGGCAAGCCGUGGGCCCCAAGCUGGGUGGGAAAGCACGACUGCACGGAUAAUUUGAUAUAUGAGUGGAAGGUUAAGCAAGCUAGGAAGAAGAAGCGGGCGGAGAAGAGGAAGAGCAAGGCUCGUUCAUCCGUGUCCUCGUCAAGGACGACAAGACAGUCUGACGCGUUGGCGAGAGCGUCCACAAGCCGUCGCCAGACGCUACCGAACGCGUGGGCGAGCUCUUCAAGGUCACGACUUGUGGAUCAUGAGGUUACCACAGGCGGACUUAGACCUCGCAGUAAGACUCUUAACACGGUGCAGGAUGGGAAUGUCUCGGAUCUUGCUGAAAUUAAACCACCGAGGAAGAAACGCAGGGUGCAGGUCGAGAUAGUAGUCCCCCCACCUCCAGUUUCCACCAACAAGAGGACGUUUGCUAGCACAGCGAUACCGGGGAAGAAGAGGAAGCGAGAGGAUUCUGGGAGCAGUGAACAUUCUGAAGGAUCGCCUCCUGCAGUACCAAUCUUCAAAACCGGCCCUCCUCGGGGUGUUCGCACAAAAAAGAAGUCCUCGAGUUCUGCCAUGGAAUCUGGUGUCGAUGCAUCUCCCGUCACUAAGAUUGGUCCACCUCGAGGUGUCAGGCGGAAGGCUAAGGCCUCGAGCUCAGCAGCGAUGCACAGUGCAGAUUUAGUUCCUGUCGCUGAUAGUCUGGAAUGGGAGGAAGCGAUGAAUGUACAUGUUGAAAAUCAGAAUGAUUUCGAUGUGCUCGACGCAGACAAUGCGCGGGAUGACUAUAGCAAGAACCAAUUCGUUCCUGAAACACAAUCCCCUCGCCGCCCUUCAUCCGAUCGACCCCUUUCCGCUCGACAUAUCUCACCUGUGAUCGAGAAACCGGGAGAGGAGGAGGUCAUUGGUCGAAAGCCCGCGAAAGUACUACGGCCGGUUCCUCAACCAUCUCCUUCUGUCUUUCGCCCAUACCUGCAAGUCGAGGAGCCCGAGCCUGAGGAGCCACUCAGCUCGAUCGAGCAGUUCAGCUCCCCGGAGAAGGGCACUCAGGCCGCAGUAGCCUUUGUCAUUCGCAAGGGGAAGGAAAGAGCCAGGGACAAAGGUAAAGGACGGCAGGUUGCGUCAAGACGGGAUGACGAGAUUCUACGUGUGCAUGGUCAGCGGCUUGCAGAUCAGAAUGCAGCCAAAGCUCGCCGUAAUGCUCUUGCGAGAGAUGACCGGGAUGAUGAGUCUGAUGACCUUCCUGCCAGUCAUUCUGUUCACGAGGGUCUUGGGGGCGACAUUGGCCCACACGAGGUCGAAGAGAACGAUUGGUUGUUCCAGCUAGCUCCUGACCACGUCCCACACAGCACCGCAGAUGUUCUGGUGCCAAACAGUCUGGAGUCUCACCGUACGUCCGUGGAUACCUUUGCGCAGGAAAUGGCGGGCGCGUACUUGGACCUCACUGGCGGACAAGGCCAGAGACGGUCACCGACCUCGGAACCCGCUGAGCUCUCGUUAGGUCCUGAACUCCCGUCGUCGUCCAAGUGGGAAGCUGGGCCCCUCCAGGAAGCAAGACCGGCCAAGUUGCAGCUAUCUGCAAAGAAGAGCACGGUCCUUUUGAAAUCGGUGACGACCUCAGAUCAGUCGCAGCAGACUACUUCCACACAACGCGCGGAUGCAGACUGUCAAUCACUGGAAAUAGCAGUUUUGAAAGGCCAGCUGAAGGAGUUAUUACUCACCGUGGAGCAGAGGGCAACACAGAUUGGCCUGCUCCAAAUAGAAGUCAUGCAGCGGAAGAUGGAGACGCACAUACUGCAGACUGAGAAGCUUGAUCUCAGCAACGCAUGCAAGACACUAGAGACGGAAUGUGAGCAGCUGAAGUUCAAGAUGGAGACGUUGCAGUCUGAGAAGCUCGAUCUCAACAACACAUGCAAGACACUAGAGACGAAAUAUGAGAAACUCCAGCAGCAGGCGAUCAUAGACUUGGAAGUCGCGGAGAUCAAGUUGCAAGAGCAGCAGACACUGAUCGAGACUCUCGAGCGGGGCCAAGCCGGCAUGGAGGAUGACCUAUCCGUCCUAGAAGGCAGGCUGCAGGAGCAGCAAGUUCUACUUGAGGAGCUGCAGAAGGGCAAGGCCGAUGCGGAGAAGGAUCGCGAACUAUUCCGGAAUCUCUACGGUAAAGCCUCAGUGCAUGCGUCUGAUGUCAGCAAGGAACGAGACGAGCUGCAGCGGCAGCUCGACCUCACCGCCGGCCAGCUUAAGGAUGGCUUACCUAUGGUGAAGGGGAUGUUCAAAGACCACAACGCCAGACUGCAACAGGAGGUGGAGAAGUUGAAGGCGCUGUGCAAGGUGCUGAUGGACAAGGACGAGCGGACGAACGAUGAUGUGCGUAGGCGCGCUGCGUUGGAGCCGAUGCUCAGAGAGGAGAAUGAGAAGUUGAAGAAGGAGAUUGAAGAGUUGAAGGUUGCUCAGGAGAACGUCCGUGCUCCCUCGCAUUUGUCUGAGCAAUCCGAGGAGAGCGAGAAGUCGAAGGAGAUUGAAGAGUUGAAGGUUGCUCAGGAGAACGUCCAUGUUCCAUCGCAUUUAUCUGAGCAAUCCACUGGCGAUGAGGCGGCAACCGAUAUCCGCUAUGUCUGUCAAUAUACGGAAGUGUCAGACGUCCCCGGCGCAACGAUGUGCAAUGCUAUAUUUUCAUCGCCCGAGGAAGUCCAAGAUCAUGCUAUGUGCACUCAUUAUCCAGGACUUCAAGAAUGUCUCUGACCCGUUUUCUCUCCAUCUAUGAACUAUCUCAUCGUCACAGGGUUGCUGUAUUUUCUGCACAUGUACAACUUGUAUCUGGUAGCGCAUAUGAUAAUGUGGGAUGGGUUUCUGAUGCACAGGAUAGAUACAUUGACACG